Messenger RNA from Electrophorus electricus (electric eel), 951 nucleotides. RefSeq names its product olfactory receptor 1D2-like. Gene Ontology annotation, cellular component: membrane. NCBI's taxonomy places the organism in Eukaryota, Metazoa, Chordata, Actinopteri, Gymnotiformes, Gymnotidae. The record is from RefSeq and is a predicted model, not a curated record. Gene Ontology annotation, molecular function: odorant binding; olfactory receptor activity; G protein-coupled receptor activity. Gene Ontology annotation, biological process: G protein-coupled receptor signaling pathway; detection of chemical stimulus involved in sensory perception of smell.
UUCCAGAUUCUUCCCAAAAUGGAGAAUGCUUCCAGUGUCUUAGAGUUUAGACUCUCUGGAUUAAAUGAAACAUCUGAAAAGAGAUACUUCAUUUUUGCUUGGACAGCCCUGUGGUAUUAUCUAACCUUACUGUGUAACAUCACUGUAAUUUUUGCUAUUGCUUCAGAUAAAGGCCUUCAUGAACCUAUGUAUAUAUUUUUGUGUAACUUAUGCAUAAAUGCACUUUAUGGAACUGCUGGCUUCUACCCGAAGUUCUUGUAUGACUUACUCUCCCAAUUUCAUGUGAUUUCAUAUGCCGGAUGUAUGAUUCAAAUAUUUGUUAUUUAUUCAUCUGCUUUGUGUGACUUCUCAACUUUAACAAUUAUGGCAUAUGACCGGUAUGUGGCAAUAUGUAGACCUCUAGAUUACCACUCAGAAAUGACAAAUCUGACAGUUCUAAAAUGUAUCCUCUUUUGCUGGCUUGCACCAUUUUGUUGUAUGGCUCUUGUAGUCUUUUUAACAUCAAGACUAGCCUUAUGUGGCUCAAGUAUUGGAAAGUUAUAUUGUGAAACGUGGGCAGUUGCUAAACUGGCCUGUUAUUCUACAACAGUGAAUAAUGUUGUUGGACAAACAGUGAUUAUUAUAUAUUUUGGUCAUGCUGUGUUGAUUGUUGGCUCAUAUAUUAGAUUAAUUGGAACAUGCAGAAAUUCAAAAGAGAGCAGAUAUAGAUUCAUGCAGACAUGUGUGCCACACCUGUUUACACUGUUCAAUUUUACUGUUGCAUUGUUGUUUGAUGUAUUUUAUAGUAGAUAUGGUUCAAUCUCUAUUCCACAAAGUCUGCGAAAUUUCUUCGCAUUGGAUUUCCUAUUCAUACCUCCCAUUUUAAAUCCUCUAAUUUAUGGAUUACAACUGAGUAGAAUUCGAAAAAAAAUUACAAGUUUGUAUUUUAGAAACAGUGUAGGAAUAUCCUAA